CGUCUCUAAAGGGAGUUCUUGGUUUCCUCUGAUUUCUUAUGAACCCAGGAUGGGCAGCAAGGAAGAUGCGGGUAAGGGGUGUCCGGCGGCCGGAGGCGUCUCCAGCUUCACUAUUCAGUCCAUCCUGGGCGGGGGCCCCUCGGAGGCGCCGCGGGAGCCCAGCGGCUGGCCGGCCAGGAAGCGCAGCUUGUCGGUGUCCUCGGAGGAGGAGGAGCCGGACGACGGCUGGAAGGCGCCCGCCUGCUUCUGCCCAGACCCGCACGGCACCAAGGAGCCGAGCCCCAAGCACCACGCCCCCAUCCCCUUUCCCUGCCUGGGUCCCCCCAAGAGCAGCGGCGCGGCAGGGCCAGCGGGCCCCGAGCGCACGCCUUUCCUCUCCCCCGCGCACCAGGACUUUAAGGAAGAAAAAGAGAGGCUUCUGUCUGCGGGCUCGCCGUCGCCAGGGCUCGAGCGGCCGCGGGACAGCGGCGCCGAGCGACAGGCGGGCGCCACCAAGAAGAAGACGCGCACGGUUUUCUCGCGCAGCCAGGUGUACCAGCUGGAGUCCACCUUCGACAUGAAGCGCUACCUGAGCAGCUCGGAGCGCGCCUGCCUCGCCUCCAGCCUACAGCUCACCGAGACGCAGGUCAAGACUUGGUUCCAGAACCGCCGCAACAAGUGGAAGCGGCAGCUCUCGGCGGAGCUGGAGGCGGCCAACAUGGCGCACGCGUCGGCGCAGACUCUGGUGGGCAUGCCGCUGGUGUUCCGGGACAGCUCGCUGCUGCGCGUGCCCGUUCCGCGUUCGCUCGCCUUCCCGGCGCCGCUCUACUACCCCGGCGGCAACCUCUCGGCCUUACCGCUCUACAACCUCUACAACAAGCUUGACUACUGACGGCGCCGCCCGCGCCCCGCUGCGCCCGCCGCCUCCGCGCCCCGGCCUGCGCCCUGCCCCGGGCUUGGGGUCGUGCGGCGAGUCUCCCGCAAUAUAUACACCGUGUGUAUUCAUGAUCUUUUAUUUAUGGCCUCAGCCCUGCUUUCUCUUUUGAAUAUUUCGGGUAUUUAUAGGCAUUCCCCAGCCGGAUCGCCUGCUGUCUACCCAACCCGACCAAUGCUCUUUGAAAACCACGCAGAGGGGAUGUUCGCGGGUGGUAGCGGAAGGGGA
Molecule: messenger RNA, 1141 nt
Organism: Elephantulus edwardii (Cape elephant shrew)
Lineage: Eukaryota; Metazoa; Chordata; Mammalia; Macroscelidea; Macroscelididae
Gene: HMX2
Product: H6 family homeobox 2
Exons: 2
Coding region: 50-871 (273 amino acids)
Biological process (GO): regulation of transcription by RNA polymerase II
Cellular component (GO): nucleus
Molecular function (GO): RNA polymerase II transcription regulatory region sequence-specific DNA binding; DNA-binding transcription factor activity, RNA polymerase II-specific
Source: RefSeq, a predicted model, not a curated record